Molecule: messenger RNA, 705 nt
Organism: Anopheles coustani
Lineage: Eukaryota; Metazoa; Arthropoda; Insecta; Diptera; Culicidae
Exons: 4
Coding region: 1-705 (234 amino acids)
Source: RefSeq, a predicted model, not a curated record
AUGGGUUCCCACAAAGACUCUCUGCCAUCCGUUGGCGGUACCGUCGUCGAGUCUCCGGUAUGCGGCCGUGCCGGUGAAUUGCUGAGCAAUUGUUUCAGCAACUUUACGUCUCCGGUAGCGGUGGAGGCACUGCAGCGGGUUAAAAUUCCCGAUUCGCUGGAGGAAAUCAACCAACGCUGUAUGAUUUUCACUCGUGGUAUGGAAUGCGUCCGGCAGUACCUGAAGGUAUGCGUGAAUGCGAGGCAGCGGAAAAUCAUCGAAAACGAAGUGUACGGCGCUCAACAGUUGUAUCAGUACCUGUGCUACGAUCAUUCGUUUCAGAUAGAGUUCCUACGCCACAAGGGCUGCUUCAAUUUGAUGCACCCGGAGUGGGACGUUUGCUCGAAUCAGUUCAUCCAUAUCCUGAAGGACGAAAUGGCUCGCACAGGUCGACAAUCGAUGGACGUGCAGUACAUACAAUUCUGUUGUGCCAGGUAUUCUUACGAGAGUUGCGUUUACCGGAGUGCCCGGUUCAUCUGCAAGCCGGAGUCGGCUAUCUUCUUGCGCCGCAUCGCCAAGCUGCUCUCCACAGAUCGACACUUCCUGAACUGUGAUAGGAUUGAAAAUGCGCUUUGUUCCGGUGCAAAACCGAGCAUGAUGCACCCUGUCGGCGUAUCCGUCCUGUUCCUUAGCCUAACGGUUUUAUUUAUACUGGUCGUGUGGUGA